CUGCCAAUGGAUCUUAUCUGCCUUUAAUACUAAACACUACACAUGCGUUAAGUUAUACCCAAGCAGUAUGACAUGACCUGGAAUCAGAGCAAUGUAAAAGUUAUUAUAUUAACAGUUGUUUAGUGCAACUACUGAUCUUAUUUACUUCAAAAUGACAUCAAGCAGGACCAUACUGGAUAUAUCAAGAGAGUCCUAUUGUAUAUAUGGCAAGGAGCAGAAUAAGGAUGGACUACUGUUACCAGCAAUUGUACGCAAAGAAGCAUUCUAUGAUCUAAAAUCACUUGAGGUUCAGAGCGAUGAUAUAUUCUUAGUGACGUUCAUGAGGUCUGGAAGCCAUUUUGCAGGGGAGCUGAUGCAACUAAUCCAGAAUAAUGGAGAUUGUGAUAAACUAAGGAACAUCCACAUCCAUCAGAGAUUAUUCACAGCAACCUUUAGCCCAGAAUGGGUGUUUGGAGAAGGUAUAACUGGACCUUUGGAUGCAGGAUCAAACCCUUUAAUAUCAUUAGCAGCCAAACCAUCACCAUGCAUGAUACACACACAUGCCUCUUAUGAAUUCUGGCCUGACCAAGUAAAGCAAGGAAAAUGUAAGGUAGUUGUAAUGGUAAGAAACCCGAAGUCUGUAUAUACCAGCAACUAUCACAUGAUACAAGGCAUGGCGAGUGUACCCGGUGGGUUGUUUGAAAGGAAACCAACAUGGGAUGAGUAUUUUGCUGCAUUCAUAGAAAAUAAAAGUACUUUAGUGCCAUUUGGGACUUGGUUUGACUUCUACAGUACCAUAUGGAAACAUAGAAAGGAUGUUCAAGUACAUUUUCUCAACUAUGAGACCAUGGUUAAGGAUAUGCCCAAAGCAAUAAGAGAACUUGCGACCUUUCUUGAAAAGUCAUUCUCUGAAGAGACAAUUGCGAAGAUGUGCCAACACCUCUCAUUUGAAGAGUUCAAGAAGAACCCUUCUACAGGGAAGGCAUUUGAAGCAAUGAAAGGAUCACUGGGGGAAAAUGCAUCACACAUGAGGAAAGGUACAAUAGAUGAUUGGAAGAAUAUGUUUACAGUAGCACAAAGUGAGGCAUUUGACAAACUAUAUGAUGAAGUGAUGGCUGGUACAGAAUUCCCACAACCCAAAUAUGAAUAAACUUGAAAUUAUUUGCUGAUAUGUCAAGAACAGAAAUUCAAAACCCCUAAUACAU
This is a messenger RNA of Owenia fusiformis, 1184 nucleotides long. Lineage: Eukaryota; Metazoa; Annelida; Polychaeta; Sabellida; Oweniidae. The record is from the annotation of a GenBank genome assembly.